Arabidopsis lyrata subsp. lyrata is the source of this 1504-nucleotide messenger RNA. RefSeq lists its product as uncharacterized. The record is from RefSeq and is a predicted model, not a curated record. Lineage: Eukaryota; Viridiplantae; Streptophyta; Magnoliopsida; Brassicales; Brassicaceae. The transcript has 2 exons. The coding region runs from base 265 to 726 and encodes 153 amino acids.
CCGUGCUCUUUUUUAGGUCUCCCAAUUACGACUAUUAGAAAAAAUAAUAUCAUAAAUAAUUUAACCAAAUAAAUAAAACUCCAUAAAAAAUUAAGGAUAAAACCAAUUUAAACCAAAGAAAUAUGUAAUUAUCCCAAAUUUGAUUAGAAACCAGAGAAAAAAAAAACUUGGGAUAAUUACAUAUUUCGUAACCGUAGCCAAACCAUAUUUUUAUUUCUCACUUUCCCCAAUUAACUUGGGAGUUAUAGGGUUUACGAGAUCAUCAUGGUUCUCAAACCAUGCGUAGUGGAGACGACGAUAAAAGUAGAUUCGAGCAAGUUUGCGAUUGAAGAAGAAGGCAAUCAUAAAAUUGAGGACCUUGAUGAUGAUGAUGAUGAUAUCAUAAAGGUGCCUGAAUGGGAUGUGGACAGCUUCGAUGGUUUAGAGUAUUAUUCCUCUCCUGAGGCUCAACUUUCCUCUGAUGAGCAACCUUUAUCGGACGAGGAGGAGGCUCUAGAUAACUAUCGCAUCGUUAAACGCCAGCUGAUCGAGAGCAAGGGAUUUUACGUGGAGCCAGGGAGAAGACUAAUUUAUCUCUUCAAAGGAAUCAAACCAAUGAGUUUGGACCGUAAUGCGAUUGGGGCAAUAACCUUUCGUGAGUACUGGGAAGAGAUGGUACACAUAUGUCUCCGAAAACACAACCAAGAUAAGGCUAGUUCUCUCUUCUUCCUCUUCUUUUUGUUUUAAUAAAUCUGUCUUUCACCCUCCAUACUUGUUGUUUGUUGUUUAUAUGAUGAGUAGCUAAGUCUGAAUGUUGUUUAUUGUGGUUGAAGGUGCGUAAGGUGGAGUUGGUUGAAGUUGUGAGAGGUAAUUAUCGCGGUGGAGCGAGAGCCAAGUCAAUAAGUCAUACAUUACAUUUAUGGCGAGGGAGAAGCCGAAUGGAACUCUUGUGGAGUAUCAAGCUAAAUGUAUGGAUACUCUUGACGGAAAGAGCCACCCUAUCCUCUGUAGACCGGCUCCUAAACCAAAGACUUAAAUGUAUCAAUUGGCUUGCCUUUUACCUAGUUUUGGGUUGAUUUGCCGAGACUCAAAACGUGAUAAAUUUUAUAUAUAUUUGUAUAUCAUAGUUGCUUUUGGAAUCUCUUGACAAUAUAGUCUCUCUCUCAUAUGUAUUUGGCCAUUUAGUCUCUUGCUUAGUUAAUAUGUACAUAUGACAUAUCACACAUUUCUUGGGCAGAAGGUAAUUACAGGAUUUAAGUGAAGUUUUAGUUUUCACUUUCCCAAUUGGCUCGGAACAGAGAGGGGUGAUUGAUUUUGGAUUUACUCGGAUCAUCGAACAAAGAGUGAUUGAUUUGCUUUAUGCAGGCGCAAAAGUGUUUAGAUAUUUAUGUCAUUGAGGCUUUUGGUUUGAAACUGUGCGUGAUCAUAUACAUGUUUCGGCCGAGCUUUUACAUGUAGGGUAUAUGCAACAAAUAAAGUGCAUAUGUAAAUCUCCCUGUGCAUGAUUCUCGGAAUAAAUAAUUGG